CGCGAUACCCGCCGCGAAACAUCCGAAACGUCGGCGACGUGUGCUCGCAAAGCUCGAAAGUUUUCAGGUUUUUCAGUGCGUGACGUUGGACCCUCACGGUUUCGGGGUGCGUUUGUGGCUUGUGCUGCGGUGGGACCGAGGCGUUCUUGCCCAUGUGAAUUUUAUGGCAUGAAACGCGGAACGGUACAAUAAAUGAGGAAAAAAUGUAUGGAAGGAAGCAAAUGAGGCGCUUAGUCGCUCUUCUAAUCCUGAUAACGUGUUUCAUGUCAUCAGGUGGUGCAGAAAACAACUUAACCAUAGCAGAAGUUCCUGUGGAAGUUCCUAUAACAACAGACGAUGAUUCCGAACAGGAGUUAUCAUCGCAGCUACAAGAAGUUGACAGCAGAUCUGGAGGCUGGUCUUCCUGGUCUGAGUGGUCUGCGUGCUCAAGAUCAUGCGAUGGGGGUGUCUCGCACCAAUUAAGGACCUGCAAACCAGGAUCUUGUCGAGGAGACCAUGUCAGAUAUAAAAUAUGCAACAUGCAGUCGUGUCCAGAGGCUCACGAAUUCCGCGAGGUCCAAUGCUCAGCAUUCAACAGCAUUCCCUACCAAGAAAAUCUUUACGAGUGGUCAGCACAUUACGAUGAUUCAAAUCCGUGCGCACUUACCUGCAAAGGCAAGCCGAUUAGUGAGUCAAGUACUAAUGAGGAUCCUGUGCUCGUUGUGGCAAAGCUUGCAGAUAAAGUUCACGACGGAACUAGAUGCAGACUAGGAAGUUUGGACAUGUGUAUCGAUGGAAAAUGUCAGAGAGUUGGGUGCGAUCUGAGGAUUGGGUCAACGAGACAAGUGGAUGAAUGUGGAGUCUGUGGCGGAGAUGGAUCGUCAUGUUCGAGACCUUUGUACCACUGGACGCUAACGUAUAUGUCACUGUGCUCGGUGACAUGCGGCGGAGGCUACAAAAUGUCACGUCCCUUAUGUCAGAACCGGGUGACUGGAGAGGAAGUUGAAGAAGAACUCUGUAACGAGUCACAAAAGCCCGAUUCGACGAUAGUCGAGUGUAACAUCCAUAACUGCCCUCCCAAAUGGCACGCUGGUGAAUGGGGUCCGUGUUCAGUGAGUUGUGGUGGAGGAUCAAGACUUCGGCAAGUAUAUUGCGUGGAAGAAGCCAACAAUACUAAAAUUAGGGUUAAUGAUCAGAAGUGCACCGGACACAAGCCUUGGUUUCAGGAAGCCUGCAAUCAAAUGGUUUGUCCGGCUUGGAUUGCCUCGUCGUGGUCAGGAUGCUCGGUAUCUUGCGGGGAAGGCACGCAAGUGAGGGUCGUUGAAUGCCGAGAUUCCGCAGACAAGCCCAGUUCAUUGUGCCCUCAGAAACUUAAACCUAUUGACAGCAAGUCCUGUUCGACGGGCAUUCAAUGUCCGCAUCACAUAGAUGCCAGCGAGGAGUUUUUGCCCGGUCUCUAUCAUACUCAACCUUUGGUCCAACCUUAUCCUCCACCACCGCCAGCUCAUGCAGAACGACUUGUCGGGGAGCAGGUUGUGCCCUCUGAAAGCACAUUUGUCCCCGACGAGUGGGGCCCUUGCAGCGUAACUUGUGGCGAAGGUGUCCGCAAACGUCAAGUCCACUGCAAGAUUUUCCUCGAAUUUUCAAGAACUAUCGCCAAACUUCCAGACAAACAAUGUACUGGUCCUAAACCAAUAGAGACAGAAAAAUGCUUUAUGGAACCAUGUUCAGCUGAACGCAUCGGGGUCGAUAUUAAAGAUGACCCCUAUCGAUCGGAUAUUAAAGUCGCCGGGGGCUUUCCUGGAAAAUCCUACUCGUGGAAAGAGCAAGGUUACACUCACUGCAGCGCCACUUGUCUCGGAGGCGUGCAAGAACUUAUAGUCAACUGUGUUCGCGACGACACACAGAAGGUCACUUCGCCAUACUUGUGCCCCAUUGAACUCAAACCUGAAAUACUGAUGAGGACUUGUAACGACCAUCCUUGUCCCCCUCGAUGGAACUAUUCCGAUUUUUCGACAUGUUCGCAAAGUUGUGGUAUUGGAAUUCAAACCAGGGAGGUUAACUGUAUACACGAGGUGACCCAAGGCGGGGGCAAUACUGUCAUAGUUCCAAAUAAUAUGUGUCCACAACCACCUCCACCAGAUCGACAAUAUUGUAACGUUUUGGAUUGUCCAGUGAGGUGGAAAGUGUCAGAAUGGUCAAGAUGUAGUAAACCUUGUGGUGGUGGUGAAAAAAUCAGGAAAGUUGAGUGUAAGCAAGUGAUGGCUCAAAAUCACACAGUAGAUAGAUCACCCGAGCUUUGCCCAAGUCCCAAACCCCCAGACCGAAAACCUUGUAACACAAAAAGUUGCAUCAUAGAAAGCGAUAAACCUCACAUUGACGUAUCAAACAGUUCGUUCAUUCAACACGAUUUCAAAAAGAAGAAAAUUGCUUUAAAAGUUGGGGGAUCAGCUACGGUAUUUAUUGGAACCACAGUUAAGAUCAAAUGCCCGGUCAAGAGAUUUAACCGAACGAAAAUCCAGUGGGUCAAAGACAAGAAUUUCCUGCCCAAGUCCAAAAAAUACAAGACGUCCAAGAAAGGGGCUUUGAGAGUACAAAAUUUGACGCUACGCGACAGCGGCCGUUACACUUGUGUCGCAGGCCGGUCGUCAGCCAGUAUCCAGAUUUCUGUUCGUCCAAAACCCGGAGAAUUCCUCACAUCUGAAGAAAUUCAAAAGCAGAGCAGCAAACCCGACCGCAGUGAACUAAUAUCCGACGUUUACGUCAACAGAGAAGAUGCGAGUCCGAUUUUCAGCAGCGACGAUCACUCGCACGAACAAAGGCCCGACAUUGUUAGAAAAAAACCGACACCCAGAACACGGAUAUUAUCACCCACUCUGCCCUCUCUCAAUUCGAAUAAUUUGAACGCUUACUUGCCGCAAAGCACGACGCUCCACCCGGAUAGUGUGCAUGAUGAAGUGCUGCCGACUCUUUCGCCGGCAAGCUCUUCCGAAUCGCUGAAACCUUUUUAUGAGAAUUCGGCUAGUUCGGCGGGACGAAUCAUGCCGCAUUUUCAAAAACUCUUAUCUAAUUUGCAGCAAUUGUGGCCCUUCCAGACAUUCAGCAACUCUCGGGGUCAUCGCAUGGUAGCCUUCCCGGAAGAAUCCUUCCAAGAGAAUUCAUUUACGUCGCCAUCGACCGAAGACGAAUUCGGCUCGGUUGUAGUUUUGGGCAAAGGAACUCCGGAUAACUUAAAAUUCGAAUGGGUCAUUUCCGAUUGGUCGAAAUGCUCGCAAACCUGCGGCGGAAAUGGCUUUCAGAUGAGGGUAAUUCGUUGCAUUGUUCGACUACACAAUAUGACACACGGCGUUGACCAUAACUUAUGUGAGGACGCUGGCUUGGCAAUUCCAGCGACGGAACGAAAAUGCGGAUUGGACAAGUGUCCCAGAUGGGUGACUUCUGAAUGGACGCCGUGCGACAAAUCCAAGUGUUUUGAUUGGCACACAGCAAUGCAGAGAAGACUGAUCAAGUGCCAGAUUGAAGGGAAUAUUACGGUGGCGGAGUCCAAGUGCAACGAAGGGAACAAGCCAACACAUAGGCAGGAAUGCUCAAAUGAGAGGUGUGUGGGGAAGUGGAAACUCGGAGCUUGGUCAGAAUGCUCUGCUGAUUGCGAAAUGCCAGGAUUCAAAUACAGAAUCCUGCAAUGUGUUUGGUAUGGCACGAAAAAACCUGCAGGAACGGCCUGUAAAGACCUUCCCCGUCCUCCAGUUAUGAAGACUUGUAAAGGACCUCCGUGCUCGAAAUCAGAAUCGCCAUGUAAAGACCAUUCUAUGUUCUGUUCAAACGUGAAAACGAUGAAUAUGUGUAAAAUAACAAGGUAUCAACAACAAUGUUGCAAGACAUGCAAGGCCGGUUAGAGUUUGAAGUGUCUCCGAAAAGGCUUUAAUUAAUAUUUUGAAGACGGUGGAGUUGUUAUAUUGUGUGAGCAAAGCGAUGUGUGAAGUGUGUUCAAAAAGUGACCUAAGUAUAUCAUCUAUUAAAAAUUUUUUGGACAAAAGCUGCACUUAGCAAUAGUAGAAGAUAGAAAAUACGUUCGAAUCGUCUCAGUUUGUGCUGAUCUGAUGUAUAUUAAUGUACUCGUCGUAUUCACUGGCGAAGUUUUGCCCUUUGAUAAAUGUUUUUCUGAGAGGGUAAAAAAUCCCUAAUGAGAACGACACAUUCAAGACUGAUGUUUUUUGUUACACUUUUUGUUUGGUUACUAUAUAAAUCCCAUGACAUUCCAUUAUUACUGGUAUUAAAUAUUAGGUCCGCCGUAAAAGAGAAAUAAACAUUAGUGUAACAAUUUCAGGUAGUUAAGUAUAAUAUUUUGUUUUUAGUGUAACCGACCAGAAAUUUUUGGGUUAUUGCAUACUUAAACCUCAACACGUACCUGCUUUUAUUAUUCUGUAAUAAUACAUGUAUUUUUAUAUUAUUGGCAACAAAGCGAUGCGAAAUUUAUUUUCUAAAGACACGGCAUAAAGACAUACAAUAAAGUCGAAUGAAACUAGAAAAUAUAACGUCCAAAAUGGAUAAAUGGGUCAACUAUUUUGCUAGGAGAAUUAGAGCUAGGUAGUUAAGUUUUGCGUUCUUUUAUUCAGAGUUACCACCAAUUUUUUCGUUUAGGUGUUCACUUAAUGUCAUUAUUUGUCAGUAUUUUCACAGUAGAUGGACUUUAGUCAAUUUGUAUAAUAAUUAAACAAGUUGUACAUAUUGUUUUACACGUGGAUAGUUUUGUAAAUAAUAUUUCAUAACUUAUUGCCAUUAUCUGUUUAAGUUUAACUGUGUUUGGAGAUGAUGAAUUUGUAAAAAAUGAACAAAGGAAUGAUGCCAUGUAAAUUGUAAAAAGAUAAACGAAUUAUUUAAUUAUCGAUAGUCAAAUAUUGUUAACGAUUGCCUAAGAGUAUAUACAGCUUAUGUUAAACAAUGUUAUUGAUUGUAUUAUCACAACACUUGUAGUAUUGUAAAUUAAAAUAACGAUUGUCAGUGAUGACGGUGAUCGAAAAAUUAUUAGCAAAAACGCUCGUUUUCAGUGGCAUAUCUAGGAUUAAAUCCAGUUUGCUACCCCUUUCGAUACGCCACUGCUUACGUUUAGCUAAUGUUCAAGAGUUAUAUUUCAAAUAUUAACUACCACUAUAAUAAAAUAGGAUUCAGUGGAGAAAUUUAUAGCAAUUUUUAUUGUUACUAUUAUUAUGGUAUUAUCUCUUAGGUUAUAGUUAUUCAUUUUUAUUCCUUACGUAAGUAAUCAUUCCAUUUUAAAUUUUCCCAAGGAAUCUACUUAAAAACGCGUUGUUUUUAAACUAAAAUUUAAAAACAUUGUUUGUUCGAAAAUGAUGAAUAAAGUUUUUUCUUUA
Tribolium madens (black flour beetle) is the source of this 5348-nucleotide messenger RNA. RefSeq names its product protein madd-4 (gene nolo). The transcript has 16 exons. Lineage: Eukaryota; Metazoa; Arthropoda; Insecta; Coleoptera; Tenebrionidae. Gene Ontology annotation, cellular component: extracellular matrix. The coding region runs from base 204 to 3875 and encodes 1223 amino acids. Gene Ontology annotation, biological process: extracellular matrix organization. Gene Ontology annotation, molecular function: metalloendopeptidase activity. The record is from RefSeq and is a predicted model, not a curated record.